CCUCAAGAUCUCUACUUUCUUCCUUCCUGUCCCCUUUCCUCUUUCCCCCAUAUAUAUACCCACCCCCACUCACAUAUCUCCAUAUCUCACAUUCUACAUAUAAUCAAUCUCACACAUCAAAAACACACCUCUCAUUUCUGAUUUCAGUUUUCAUGAACAAAAUGAUGAAUGAUCAAGAGCUACACGUUCUCGCCGUUGAUGACAGCAACAUCGAUCGCAAAGUCAUCGAGAGGCUCCUCAAAGUCUCCUCUUUCAAAGUCACUGUUGUUGAUAGCGGAUCCAGAGCUUUACAAUAUCUAGGCUUAGAAGACAACAACAAUUCCACUCAUUUCGAUGAUUUGAAGGUAAAUAUGAUUAUCACGGAUUAUUCUAUGCCUGGAAUGACCGGAUUCGAGCUCUUAAAGAAAAUCAAGAAUUCAUCAACGUUGAAGGAGAUUCCUGUAGUGAUCAUGUCAUCUGAGAACAUCCUAACACGCAUCGACAGAUGUUUGGAGGAAGGGGCAGAGGAUUAUUUACUGAAACCGGUUAAGCUAUCGGAUGUUAGACGAUUAAAGGAUUCGAUAUUGAAAACCGAAAACAGGGGAGUGGAAGAGGUGGAGAACAGCAGGAAGAGGAAGAGGGGUGAUGAUCGAUUGCCGGUGUUGCCGUCGUCGCUUUCGUGUCAUAAGAAUGUGUCGUCGAUGUCUCCGCCCGCUUCGCCUCAACAAGCUGCACCUAAGCUUUGCUGAUCGAGUGUUUAAGAUGACUGUUUUUGACUAACUAGAGGAAGGGAGUGAGUUAGAUUGUAGGGGUUUUGAGGUCUAAACAAUGUAAAUGUAACAUGUUGUUCGACAUAUUUUGACAUCAAGGGACGAUAUGGGAUGUUGAUUGUCGCACAACAUGAAUUUUUGUUAAUGAAUAUACUUAUUUAACCUA
This is a messenger RNA of Helianthus annuus (common sunflower), 915 nucleotides long. RefSeq names its product two-component response regulator ARR5. NCBI's taxonomy places the organism in Eukaryota, Viridiplantae, Streptophyta, Magnoliopsida, Asterales, Asteraceae. Gene Ontology annotation, biological process: cytokinin-activated signaling pathway; phosphorelay signal transduction system. The coding region runs from base 153 to 728 and encodes 191 amino acids. The record is from RefSeq and is a predicted model, not a curated record. The transcript has 3 exons.